CGGCCGGGAACGGCGCGGACCGGGAGGCUGCGGCGGCGGCGUCUCGCGCGGGCGCGCACGGCUGCCCAGCGAGCCCCGGCGAAAGGCGGCUGACCGGCCGGCGGAACUGGCACCUGGUGAGCUAGCUGCAGGGACAGAUUAAAGGAUUCACCUGAAGACACAGCAUUCUAUUCAUCAGACACUGGACAAGAGUUACUCUUGCUUUUGGCAAUUAAAGAUGAUGUUGUCAUGGAAACAGUUGAUCCUGCUUUCAUUCAUUGGCUGCCUAGGAGGUGAGCUGCUCUUACAAGGCCCAGUGUUUAUCAAAGAACCCAGCAACAGCAUUUUUCCGGUUGGUUCAGAGGAUAAAAAAAUAACUUUAAAUUGUGAAGCACGAGGCAACCCUUCACCUCAUUACAGAUGGCAGCUGAAUGGAAGCGAUAUUAAUCUGAGCAUGGAGUAUCGUUAUAAGUUGAACGGAGGAAAUCUUGUGGUUAUUAACCCCAACAGAAAUUGGGAUACAGGAAGUUAUCAAUGUUUUGCAACAAAUUCAGUUGGAACAAUUGUCAGCAGAGAAGCUAAACUCCAGUUUGCCUAUCUGGAAAAUUUUAAAACCAAAAUGAGAAGUACAGUGUCAGUGCGUGAAGGACAGGGAGUUGUCCUGCUCUGUGGCCUCCCGCCACACUCUGGAGAACUAUCAUAUGCUUGGAUCUUCAAUGAAUAUCCAUCAUUUGUCGAAGAAGAUAGUCGGAGAUUUGUCUCUCAAGAGACAGGCCACCUCUACAUAGCCAAGGUGGAACCACUGGAUGUGGGAAAUUACACGUGUGUGGUGACUAGUAUGGUGACAAACGCCAGAGUGCUGGGUUCUCCAACUCCUUUGGUGCUACGUUCUGAUGGAGUGAUGGGUGAAUAUGAACCGAAAAUAGAAGUUCAGUUUCCAGAAACUCUUCCAGCAGCUAAGGGUUCAACUGUGAAGUUGGAAUGUUUUGCCCUUGGAAAUCCUGUACCUCAGAUUAAUUGGAGAAGAAGUGACGGACUGCCUUUUUCCACUAAAAUUAAAUUGAGGAAGUCCAAUGGUGUGCUUGAAAUCCCCAACUUCCAACAGGAAGAUGCAGGUUCCUAUGAAUGCAUUGCUGAGAAUUCACGAGGAAGAAAUGUCGCCAGGGGGCGUCUCACUUACUAUGCAAAGCCUCAUUGGGUUCAACUCAUAAAAGAUGUGGAAAUAGCUGUGGAGGACAGUCUUUACUGGGAAUGUCGAGCGAGUGGUAAGCCCAAACCCUCCUACCGAUGGUUGAAAAAUGGAGAAGCCCUUGUGCUCGAGGGGAGAACACAGAUAGAAAAUGGUGCCCUUACAAUAUCCAACCUAAAUGUGACCGAUUCUGGCAUGUUCCAGUGCAUAGCAGAGAACAAACAUGGUCUCGUCUAUUCCAGUGCUGAGCUCAAGGUUGUGGCUUCUGCUCCAGAUUUUUCAAAGACUCCGAUGAAAAAGUUGAUUCAGGUGCAGGUGGGCAGUGAGGUCAGCUUGGACUGUAAACCCAGAGCUUCCCCCAGGGCGCUCUCUUCCUGGAAGAAAGGAGAUGUGCCUGUACAGGAGACUGAAAGAAUUUCUUUUUUGAAAGAUGGAGGACUCAAAAUUGCCAAUGUGACUAAAGCUGAUGCUGGAAUUUAUACAUGCACAGCAGAAAACCAGUUUGGGAAAGCAAAUGGCACAACACACUUGGUUGUUACAGAACCAACAAGAAUAACUUUGGCACCAUCCAACAUGGAUGUCUCAGUGGGCGAAAGUGUCAUUUUGCCCUGCCAGGUGCAACACGACCCCCUAUUAGACAUCAUGUUUACCUGGUAUUUCAAUGGGGCCCUCACAGAUUUUAAGAAAGAUGGAUCUCACUUUGAGAAAGUCGGUGGGAGUUCGUCAGGCGAUUUAAUGAUCAGAAACAUUCAGUUGAAACACAGUGGGAAAUAUGUUUGUAUGGUGCAGACAGGGGUGGACAGUGUUUCAUCUGCCGCUGACCUCAUAGUAAGAGGUUCACCUGGACCACCAGAAGACGUAAAGGUAGAUGAAAUUACAGAUACAACAGCCCAACUCUCUUGGAAAGAAGGUACAGACAACCACAGCCCAGUUAUAUCCUAUUCUGUCCAGGCACGGACCCCUUUCUCCGUGGGUUGGCAGACGGCCACAACAGUGCCUGAGGUCAUUGAUGGGAAAACACACACAGCUACGGUAGUCGAGUUAAAUCCAUGGGUGGAAUACGAAUUUCGGGUUGUAGCCAAUAACAAAAUCGGAGGUGGAGAACCCAGUUUACCCUCAGAAAAAGUAAGAACUGAGGAGGCAGUGCCGGAAGUGCCUCCUUCAGAUGCCAGUGGAGGAGGUGGGAGCCGGUCUGAACUGGUGAUCACCUGGGAUCCAGUCCCUGAAGAACUACAGAAUGGUGAAGGUUUUGGAUAUGUUGUUGCUUUCCGCCCUGUUGGAGUAAGCAACUGGAUCCAGACAGUGGUCACAUCUCCUGAUACCCCAAGAUAUGUCUUUAGAAAUGAAAGCAUCCUGCCAUUUUCACUGUAUGAAGUUAAAGUGGGUGUUUAUAAUAACAAAGGUGAAGGACCAUUUAGCCCAGUGACAACAGUGUUCUCUGCAGAAGAAGAGCCUACAGUAGCUCCAUCUCAAGUUUGUGCAAAUAGCUUGUCUUCCUCAGAAAUUGAAGUUUCUUGGAACGCUGUUCCUUGGAAGUUGAGCAAUGGACACUUACUCGGCUAUGAGGUGCAGUAUUGGAAUAAUGGAGAAGAGGGAUCAUCGAGCAAACUGAAAGUGGCAGGAAAUGUGACAUCGGCCAGACUCCAUGGCUUGAAGAGCAACUUGGAAUAUUACACGGCUGUCCGGGCUUUCAACAGCGCUGGUACCGGUCCCUUUAGUGCCACAGUUAAUGCAACCACCAAGAAAACUCCUCCCAGUCAGCCACCAGGAAAUGUUGUUUGGAAUGCUACAGACACGAAAGUGUUACUUAAUUGGGAGCAAGUGAAAGCCAUGGAGAAUGAAUCAGAAGUAACCGGGUACAAAGUUUUCUAUAGGACUAGCAGCCAAAAUAAUGUGCAAGUGCUAAACACAAACAAAACUUCAGCCGAACUUCUGCUGCCCAUUAAGGAGGACUACAUUAUUGAAGUUAAGGCCACAACGGAUGGCGGGGAUGGGACCAGUAGCGAACAGAUCAGGAUUCCAAGAAUAACCAAUACGGAUGCAAGAGGUUGUACAUCAGCCAUCUCCAAUGCCCACCCUGUGUCAAGUUAUAUCUCUACAGUACUGUUCUUUAUUGUAAACACCCUGUGGUGAUAGUCACUUUUUUAUUAUUAUUAUUUAUCGGAAAGUUCAUUGGUUACAAAAA
Molecule: messenger RNA, 3353 nt
Organism: Lagenorhynchus albirostris (white-beaked dolphin)
Lineage: Eukaryota; Metazoa; Chordata; Mammalia; Artiodactyla; Delphinidae
Gene: CNTN3
Product: contactin 3
Exons: 23
Coding region: 218-3301 (1027 amino acids)
Biological process (GO): brain development; cell-cell adhesion
Molecular function (GO): cell-cell adhesion mediator activity
Source: RefSeq, a predicted model, not a curated record